UUUCGUCUAGUUGGUUCCGGCGAUGCCAUCCCAGCUCCGUGGUCAGCCAUGAUUACUCACGCGCCGUUGCUGGGAAACUAUAGUCUAGUAGCCAAGUCUAGGGCGCUGAAACCGCGCCAAAGCGUGCACGGAGACAUCCGCUGAAGAUUUAUACUUCUGCUACGCCCCGUCCUGCUUAACGGUCCUAAACCUUGACCUUGUGGCCGGUCCGUUGCUGACGCUGCCACGGCGCUAGCCGGCGUUGGGCCGUUUCGUCCUUCCCGCGCCAGCCACCCAGCGUUUUGGUCUGAACUAAGACCGCGCGUGACGUAGUGGCCACGAUUUUGCCGUUUUGGUAUUUCUGUGUGCUCUUCCCCGGUUCCGAUUUUUUCUGGUUUUCGCCCUUGCCUUUGUUUUCUCUUUAUCCUGCUUGCCGUGUCAGUCGCAUCCUGCAUCUCCCUGUGACUCGACUUAUACCUAGGGACACCAUCGCCGCCAUGAUGAUGGCCAUGAUGGCAGACUCGGCAUACUCGUCCAUCUCGUCCACGUCGACCAUCCCCGCCCCAGAUUUUGACAACGACCACCGCUACUUCUAUCGCGGCGAACAGCAUCGCUCUUUCACCUUCCAGGCUGACCACGGCGAGCUGCGCCGCCGUCUCUCCCAAAGACCUGAGCAGCAGCAGCAGCAGCAGCAGCAGCUACAACCACCACAACUUUCUCAUCAGCAACAAUAUCAACAACAGGAGUACCAGGAGCACCAGCCAUACAUAGCGCGCCAGCCUCCACGGCCCAGCUUCGGCUACCGCUGGCUGCUGGGCGACGCGGCGCACCACUUUGGCUACUGGGACAAGGACACAUGGUGGCCGUUCCCGCUGGGCCCGCACCUGCGCACCAUGCAAGAGAAGCUGCACGCAGCCCUCGCACUGCCCGUCACCACGAGCGCCAACGCGCCGCGGGUGCUCGACGCCGGGUGCGGCGCGGGCCACGCCGCGCUGUACAUGGCGCAGCAGGGCGUGCACGUCACGGCCAUCGACAUCGCGUCGGCGCGGGUGGCGCGGGCACAGCGGCGGCUGGCGCGCGCCGGGCUCGUCAGCGGCGGCCAGGCGACGGUGCGGCGCAUGGACAUGCACCACCUCGAGACGGUGCUCACCGCCUCGCACGACGGCGUCUACACUAUGGAGACGCUGCGCCACUCGGCCAACCCCGAGGCCGUCAUGGCCAGCUUCUUUCGCAUCCUGAAACCUGGCGGCCGCUACAAACAACACGACUACUGCUGCCCGCACCAGCAGCAGCACCACCACUACCCUAGCGCAGCCGACCUGCACACGCGGCGGCUGGACCUCUACCAGCAAAUGCUCGAGGACGCGGGGUUCGUCGACGUGGUAGUCACAGACCUGUCGGACCGCGUGCGGCCCAUGCUGCGGUACCUGUACGUGCUGGCGGCCGUGCCGGCGUUUCUGGUCCGCUGCCUCGGCCUGCGCCGCUGCUUCCCUGCUGCGGCUGAGCACAGCGAUGCCGCUGCGCGGCUGUAUGGUGAGCCGGAGCUGUAUCGCUACGUGCAGAUCUCGGCGACGAAGCCUCUGCGCAGCGCUGGGACUGCUAGGGUGGGGUUUGCGUGGUGAAAUGUAUUGCGAAGGCGGGGUGAGAUGUGUUGCGAAGGGCGUGGUGAGAUGUGUUGCGAAGGGCGUGGUGAGAUGUAUUGCGAAGGGAUAGGAUGGGAAAAGGGGUUGUUUGACUUCUGAGUAUUAUGACCUGGCGGGCAAAAUGGGGAGGAAUGGGAUAUGAAUAUGGCUUCAUGGUACGGAUAUGCUAUCUUGUAAUGCGUGAUGGGCGUCUAGACAGACAAGAAGCGAGAUGAGCAUACGA
Molecule: messenger RNA, 1845 nt
Organism: Lasiosphaeria miniovina
Lineage: Eukaryota; Fungi; Ascomycota; Sordariomycetes; Sordariales; Lasiosphaeriaceae
Product: S-adenosyl-L-methionine-dependent methyltransferase
Exons: 2
Coding region: 477-1601 (374 amino acids)
Biological process (GO): ergosterol biosynthetic process
Cellular component (GO): endoplasmic reticulum
Molecular function (GO): sterol 24-C-methyltransferase activity
Source: RefSeq, a predicted model, not a curated record